This is a messenger RNA of Rhopalosiphum padi (bird cherry-oat aphid), 3949 nucleotides long. RefSeq names its product mothers against decapentaplegic homolog 4-like. The record is from RefSeq and is a predicted model, not a curated record. Gene Ontology annotation, cellular component: heteromeric SMAD protein complex. Gene Ontology annotation, molecular function: RNA polymerase II cis-regulatory region sequence-specific DNA binding; I-SMAD binding; DNA-binding transcription factor activity, RNA polymerase II-specific. Gene Ontology annotation, biological process: cell differentiation; regulation of transcription by RNA polymerase II; BMP signaling pathway. Lineage: Eukaryota; Metazoa; Arthropoda; Insecta; Hemiptera; Aphididae.
ACAUUGACAACAACACAAUGUUGGUGCCCUAGUACUCGGUAGUGCGAAAUUUUAGCGAUUGGGAGUUAUCUGAUAUUUCUUUGUUGUUUUUAUUUAAUUCUGUGGUACGAUUAAUUAAUUUCGAAAACCGUCAAAUGGAAACCGACGCGCACAUGAUGUCACAGCAGUAUGCACAAGCUCCUCAACCAACACAAAUACAACACCCACCAGCUCCUCAACCAACCAGAGAAAUGCAACAAACCAGUGCACCGACAUCAGCUGAUGCCUGUUUGAGCAUAGUACACAGUUUGAUGUGUCAUCGACAGGGAUGGGAAAGUGAAGGAUUCGCCAAACGGGCCAUUGAAUCACUGGUUAAAAAGUUAAAGGAAAAAAGAGAUGAAUUAGAUAGUCUUAUUCUUGCAAUAACCACAAAUGGCUCACAUCCAAGUAAAUGUGUUACAAUUCAAAGAACAUUAGACGGACGGUUACAGGUAGCUGGACGUAAAGGUUUUCCACAUGUUAUAUAUGCAAGAAUUUGGCGAUGGCCAGAUUUACAUAAAAAUGAACUCAAACACUUAAAGUACUGUCAAUAUGCUUUUGACUUAAAAUGUGAUUCUGUAUGUGUUAAUCCAUAUCAUUAUGAACGGGUUGUAUCACCAGGCAUAGAUUUAAGUGGUCUAACGCUACAAAGUGGUACAUCUACUAAUGGUUCUGGCCGAAUAAUUGGCCUAAGAGAUGAGUAUACAGCUGGUGGGGGGGGAAUGUCUCCUUCGCCACCUGGUUCUAGUCAAGUUAGCAGUUCCAAUAUGGACAGUGAUGUAUCUGGAAAUAGUCCAGCUGUGACCGUACAACAUCACUUACCACCUUUAUACCACCAACAAAAUCCAGCCACUGAUGUAUCUCAACAAUCAACUGUCCCUCAAGCUGCUGGAGAUAUUGGUAUGUUUCGGCCUACACUACAGCAGCAACAACGUCCUAGUCAUCAAAUUGGUAUAAAUUCUCAAGUACAGGUUAAGACUGAAUCAUGUAACAAUUGGAUGCCGGGUACACCAUCACAUAUACCCCCCAAUAGACCACCGAACAUGCCAUUACAAAAUCCCAGUAUGUUCCCGGGACAAGAAGAAGAAAACUUAUUACCUAGUCAAACAAUGACACCUCAUGAUUAUCAAGGACCUACUGCCACAAUGCCUGGUACAACAACAGGUAAUCGACCAGUACAAAGCACACUUACUUAUACACAUUCAAUGCAACCACCACACCCAACAUUUUGGGGAGUGUCUGAAAUGGGAUUGAGUGGCUUAUUAUCAUCCCAGCCAGCUCCUGAAUAUUGGUGUUCAAUUGCUUACUUUGAAUUAGAUACUCAAGUUGGAGAAACAUUUAAGGUUACAUCCACUUGCCCUCAUGUCACAGUUGAUGGUUAUGUUGAUCCCUCUGGAAGUAAUAGAUUUUGUUUGGGAGCCCUUAGUAAUGUUCACAGAACAGAACAAAGUGAAAAAGCUAGGUUACAUAUUGGGAAAGGUAUUCAACUAGACCUGAUUGGAGAAGGAGAUGUUUGGUUGAAAUGUCAGAGUGAUCAUUCAGUUUUUGUACAGUCAUAUUAUUUAGAUAGAGAAGCUGGACGAGCACCAGGAGAUGCAGUCCAUAAAAUUUAUCCUCAUGCAUACAUUAAAGUUUUUGAUCUAAGACAGUGUUAUAGGCAAAUGCACCAACAAGCCGAAACCGCUCAAAAUGCAGCUGCUGCACAAGCAGCUGCAGUCGCAGGACAUUUAGCAGGACCUCAUAGUGUAGGAGGUAUUGCUCCAGCGAUAAGCUUAAGUGCUGCAGCAGGUAUUGGAGUAGAUGAUUUAAGAAGAUUGUGUAUAUUAAGAUUAAGUUUUGUAAAAGGUUGGGGUCCUGACUAUCGACGAAGUAGCAUUAAAGAGACUCCGUGCUGGAUAGAAGUUCAUUUACAUCGAGCAUUACAACUUUUGGAUGAAGUGUUACACUCAAUGCAAAUAGAUGGCCCAUCAAGAGCUUGAUUUCAACUAGAAACUCAAAAUGUUCAAACGUAGUAACUAAUAUGUUAUGUUUAAGAAAAAAUGGUUACUUGUUGUUUUGUAAAAAGAACAAUGUUGAUUUUACUAGAUUUUUCAUGUUGUGUUUAUCCAACAUAACGUGUUUUACUAAGGGCCUUGGUAAAAAUUAUUUAGUUUUUCCUGUAUACAUUUAUUUUGUUUAUUUUUUUUUACACAAAAACUGUUAAUAAUCAAACAGGUCCUAAACAUUUUUAAAUUUUAUAUAUAUUAAAGGUUACGAAAAUCAUCUACCUUAAGUGUAAAGUAACAGGUUUCCAUCAUUAUGAGUUAUUACUAUAUAUUUUUUACCUAUAACUUGAUUUUGAACCAUUGUUUUUAUUUUAUUAUUUAUUUUUUUUUCUAAAAAGCAAAUAUAAAGAUAUUUUAUACUUGCAUUUAAAUACUCCAUCCUAUGUUGCUUGUUACAUUUAUAGAAACCAAUAUUUUUUUUAUUUAUACAUUUUGACGAUUUAGAAAGUUAAACCAAUUUAAAAAGAAUCAUUUUUAGAUUUAUUAUUUGGAAAUAUUUCUUUACCCCCAAAAUAAAAUGUUUUUGCUCUUUAUAGAGCUGACAUCAUUUUAUUAUUUAACCUCAUUUCUCAACUACCUCAAACUCCUUUAUUAUACAUAUAAAUUAUAAAUACAUAGUAUAGAUGUAAAGUAUACUCCAUUCACGUUUAGAAGUGACUCAGGUGGCCGACUUCUGCACAUUGGCAUGGUAUUGUUUUGUAUUUAUAUUACUAGUGAUUGAUUAAGGAGGGAAAACAAUUAUGUGUAUGACCUAUGUGCCACAGACAAAAACUGGUCACCGCCCUGGGUCGCUUCUAAACAUGAAUGGAAUAUAGUUACUGCCAAUUGUGCCCCAUUAAUAUAGAGUAAGACUAACAGUCUAUAUUCUGUUUUUAUAUACGUAUAUAUAUAUAUAUAUAUAAAUGUACUUAUUUAUAUUUUAAAAUAUCUGUAUUUAUUAUCAUUCACAAUUAAGAAAGAAAAUUGAAACUAAUGUAUGUUAUAAGAAGUGAAUUGUUUUUUAUUUAAUAACAAGUGUUCAAACAUUUAAAUGUUAAUAUUAUUCUCUUUAUAAUUAUAAAAAACAUACUGUGUAUAGUUUAUUGUGUACUUAUUAUAAUUAUUUUAUUGUACACUUAAAAUAAUGUAAAAGUUGAAUAUUUUUAAAUUUUUUUUUUUUACUGACGGUUACCAAAACAUUUAUUUCUGCAGAAAAUUAUUUUUCAAUAUGUUAAUGUAAAAUGUUUUUAUAUUAAUGCGGAUGUCUAUUUUUAUUGUUUUUGCACUUUUUAUUUUACAAUUUUGUUAAGCUCUACAAUAGAUAAUUGAUAAUAUAUAUUAUAUAAAUAUGCAUAAAAUCUGUAUUCAAAAGUAUACUUUUUAUAUAUUAAUGUGAUAAUUGGUAUUAUUUUCAUUAACAAUCCAAUAUAUAAAAAGAAAAAUAAUGUAGUAUAGAUUAUUUAGAAUGAAGAUUCAUAAUAAAAAUAAUUUUAUAAUAUAAUAUUGUCUAUUUUAUGCAUCUCAUCAUUAUCAUUAUAUUUUUUAUUUCAUUAAUUUAGUAGUAAAUGAUACACCAAGAUAGCAAGAUACAACAUAAUAUUAAUUAUUAAUAUAUUAUCAGUUGGCUGCGAAGAGUUCUUGCCAAUAACUAAAAAAUUUCAGUUUAUCCUUCUCCUUUUUUUAUUUGUUCAAUUUUGUAGGUGAUACUAUUCCCAUACAUUAUAUUGUAAAAUAUUUGAGUAAAUAUUAUUAGUUAUACAUAUUUUAAAUAUUUUUUUUUAAUCCAUACAAUUUGUAUUUUCAAUUCAAUCAUGUAGAAAAAAAAAAUGGGAAAUGGAUGUGUGAUUUGAGUUAGAAAAUGUAACCUAUUUUUCUAUUCUAAAAUAUAAAAUAAAAAUUUUCUAGAA